Molecule: messenger RNA, 3232 nt
Organism: Biomphalaria glabrata
Lineage: Eukaryota; Metazoa; Mollusca; Gastropoda; Planorbidae
Product: acid ceramidase-like
Exons: 13
Coding region: 240-1409 (389 amino acids)
Biological process (GO): fatty acid metabolic process
Cellular component (GO): lysosome
Molecular function (GO): fatty acid amide hydrolase activity; N-acylsphingosine amidohydrolase activity
Source: RefSeq, a predicted model, not a curated record
AGUUUUUGAUUCUAUUUCCGCUUUUUCAUUGGUCGCGAACCAAAACAAAGUCACGGGACAAUGUAGAGAUUUUAGAUCUAGAUUAUGUUUCAUUUAGGCCAGUAGAGUGGCUGCUAUCACGACAGUUCCCUGUGGCUUUGCCUAAUAAUAUAAACAAGGAUCUGAAUUGCGAUUUUUUUCACUUGUCUGACUCUGAAUCAAGACCUGCAAAUUAUUAAUUUUCUAAUCCCCAAUCCAACAUGAAGGAACUUAUUUACAUUUGUUUACUGGUCAUGAUUUGCGAAGUGAGGAAAGUGCAUGCACAGAGUGUGAAUGUGACUUGCCAGAAAGGACAGUAUCCACCUGAUCCAAAAACAAAAGUUGGCACUUUUGUCAUCAACCUAGAUUUACCUCCAGAGAAACGAUGGGCUGAACUUGGUGCAGCUAAAGGCCCACAGAUUUUAUAUUUGAUUGCUGGCUUCAAGGAGUUUGUAACUGACUGGGGUGCAGCAGGUCAAGCGCUAAUUAAUUUUGUUGAUUCUAAAGGUGGUAACCUGGAUGACACUUUACCAUAUCCGUUUGCUGCUGAAAUUAAAGGGCUCGCUAAUGCUGUUGGCAUGAAUCUAGGUGAAAUGGUUCUAUACAAUCUCUUCUAUGAGUUUUUCACCGUCUGCACUUCAAUUGUUGCUGAAGAUUCUCUCGGGCAACUUUAUCAUGCUAGAAAUUUGGACUUUGGUCUUUUCAUUGGGUGGGACAUCAAAAAUAAAACAUGGGCCAUUACCGAGAGAUUACGUCCAUUGAUUGUCAAUCUGGACUGGCAGAAGGGCGGCAAAACCGUUUUCAAGUCUGUCAACUUUGCUGGAUAUAUUGGAAUACUGACCGCUGUUAAGCCACAAUUAUUUACAUUGUCCAUGGAUGAGCGCUUCAAUCCAGAUGGUGGAUUUAUUGGUAUAAUAAAAUGGAUCACUGGAAAUCACAAUGAGACUUGGAUGAGUUUCUUGACUCGAGACGUGAUGGAAAAUGCCACAAGUUAUGCCGAGGCCAGAACUAAGCUAGAGAAAACUGUUAUGCUGGCUCCAGCUUAUUUUAUUCUGGGUGGAAAUCAAUCUGGACAGGGCUGUGUUAUCACCCGUGCCAGAGAAUCUAAUCUGGACACCUGGGAAAUGCGCAAUGCAUCAGGCUGGUAUAUACUUGAAACAAAUUAUGAUCAUUGGGAGCCACCAUUCUUCCUAGAUGAUCGCAGGACCCCUGCCCACAAGUGUAUGGACCAAAUGGGUCAAAAGAAUGCUGGUUUUUCUGGUAUCUUCAAUGUUCUUUCAACACAGCCAGUUUUAAACAAGCUGACAACCUAUAGUGCACUGAUGCAGGUGUCUACCGGGAAUUUGGAAACAUAUAUACAGACAUGUCCAGACCCUUGCAGUCCCUGGUAGUCAAUUUUGCAGCCGACAUUUCAACCUGCACACAAUUUAUUGUUAACUAAUCCAACAAAUUUAUUUGUUUUUUUUUAUCUGACUUUAAAAUUUCUCCAUGAAUUAUUUGUCAUCUGGUUUAACAUUUAAAAAAAAAAAAAAUAUUUAAGAUUUUAAAAUAAAAAAUUUAUUUAUUUAAAACUCGUUAAAAGACUAAUUUGAAGAGCUUAAUUUGUAUUAGUUCAUUUCACGUCCCUAUUGAGAUUAUAUCUCAGUGUCACUUGAAUGUACACUUGUGGUAUUUAGUAUGUACCACUACUUUGAUGUUUAACUUAAUUCUGUUUAUCUUGUGCCUCAAUGACUGGCUAAAACCGGUAUUUUCAUUACAGUCCCUUUUUUUUUUUAAGAAAAUAUCAUAGACAUAGAAAUAUAUAGACUGGCCAUCAAGUUGGAUCUUGUUUGCAUAUUUUUUAAUGCUGUCUUUACCAAUAAUGUAAAUGUCUUGGCUGUUUAAGAAUCCCAAGUUGCUUAUACUUAUAUGUGAUAGACAUCUUGUAGAAACUUUGUUUUAUAUAGGCUAUGUUUAUGAAAACAACAGUUGUUAAAACUUCUCAAUAAUUUAUGUAGACUAUGUUUAAACCCAUUGUUAAACUUUGCUUUCCAAUUUGCCUAAAAAAAAAUAUAUGAUAACACAUAACAUUUGACCUUGUGGAUGUGAGUAGGUCUGUCGACCUAAUGUUGAGAAAUAGUUUAAAAACUUGGAUUUAACAUUUGUCUGAUGUUUACAAGGAACAAUCAUUGUUUGUCUGUCAUAAUUUUUGUUAUAUGUUUGUUUUUGAUCACCUGAAGUGCAAUUAGAUUUAUAUUUUUACAACACUAGGACAUUCCUCUGACCACUAAGACUUUGUUGAUAUCCUCAUGGUACAUUUUGAUCUCAUUUUAAUUGAACACUUGACCAGCAGGUCAGAAUGAAAAAUUACUUACUGAGAGAUGGACUCUGUAAAUGUGACACAAUUUUGUUUCGUUUCCUCCUUGUAGUUUGUGUGUUUUACUAAAUCAAGAGGGAAUGAUGGGAAGACAUGAAACAAAUGUGAAACCGCAUGGCAUCUUUUAAUCCCAUUCAUUCACAAAGGUUUUAAAUAUUUAGUUUGUUGUAAAUAUAGAAAACUGAAAAGACACAAUUCUUUUUAUCUCUCUCUCUCUCUCUCUCACACACACUAACUCAUUGAGUGCCAUAGUAAAAUAGAAAGUUUUUAAAAUUCUUUUACUAAUUUUUUUUUUUUUUUUUUAAAGUAACUUUUAAAAAAAAGUUUUUAAAUUUCUAAAUCGUUUAUGAUUUCAAUAUAAAAAUUUGAAGAAAAUUGUUUAUUGUAAUAAAUUUUUAUUAAUUGGCGCUUAAAUAAAAUAAGAUGCUAAUUGAAGUAAUAUAAUUAAUUUGACAUUGUAUUUACCACUUCCUCUGACCCACCACAUGGAGGGCAUUUAUAUGGAAGGUUCUGUGUUAGAGAAUUUUCAGAAUGUUCUAUGCAGGCUUUAAAUAUUUUUAAGGACAAUUUUACAAUGUCAUCAUCUUUAACCUGAGUGAAUGUCUGACAAUUCUGAGUGUUUGUGUGGGUAGUGUUGUUACUAUGACUUGUGACAAUCUUUUAAAUUUUUUUUUAAAUACUCACUACUUGAUACUACAUACAAUUCAGGUAUAACUAAUUGCUUUUUUAAAAGUCUAAUAUUUAAGACUACGCCUAACGAUGCCCUUUGUUAUUUGUUUCUCAUGUGAUGUCUAUCUAUCAGACAAAUGUUUUAUUUUCUUGCUAUUUAUGUUUGGAAUAAAAAAAAAUGAUAAUGUU